Durusdinium trenchii is the source of this 645-nucleotide messenger RNA. The record is from the annotation of a GenBank genome assembly. Lineage: Eukaryota; Dinophyceae; Suessiales; Symbiodiniaceae.
AUGACCUGGGAGCUGAUGUGGCAAAGCAAGGGGAAGCCCAACAUGGAGCAUGUGUAUUUGAUGGGCAGUUGGAAUAGUGUGGGAUCACUGGAGCCUGGCGUUUGGCUCACGAUCAGCGGUGAUGGGACCAUCAAUCUGAUGGCAGUUCUCGAUGGUGAUUUGAAGGAGUGGUCGCCUCAGUGUGGCAAAAACCUGCUGGAUGGCGCGUGGCAUCACAUCGUCACCACCUUCAGCCGCAGCGAACGCUUCAUGCGACUCUACGUCGAUGGCUGUUUGGAGGCGGAACUCCAACGAAGCUACGACAAGGGACUCCAGACCUGGAAUUCUGGCUUCAACCCCACAGCCAUGGGCCACCGACUCUUGUUGGGUCCUGGACAUCGAGAGGCCAAAGGCAAGGCCUUUGAGCACGACUCCCGCUUUGGACGUCUCGCACUCUGGGACCGGGCCUUAUCGCAAGAGGAAAUCCUUCACAGGAAUGCCGAAUGCCGGCGGGAUGGCUUGGUGGCUGUCUACCGCUUUGACGGAGACUACAAGGACUCCCGGCAAAAUAUGCCCGCCUUCCAAGAUUGGAAGGGUGGCUUUGAGGACGAGGAUGCUCCAGCAAUGUGCGAUGCCAUGGGCAAAGGAGCGCUGCCUGCCGAGUGA